Penicillium canescens is the source of this 2440-nucleotide messenger RNA. Its product is annotated as Branched-chain amino acid aminotransferase II. The coding region runs from base 1 to 2328 and encodes 775 amino acids. Gene Ontology annotation, molecular function: branched-chain-amino-acid:2-oxoglutarate transaminase activity; oxidoreductase activity. The transcript has 5 exons. The record is from RefSeq and is a predicted model, not a curated record. Lineage: Eukaryota; Fungi; Ascomycota; Eurotiomycetes; Eurotiales; Aspergillaceae. Gene Ontology annotation, biological process: branched-chain amino acid metabolic process.
AUGGCAGCCGUAAUGCCCAGCCCAAUAACAUCAAUAGGCUACAAACCCCACGAAACAAACUGCAUGAAAGCAGCCCGAUGGAUGGGAACCCACAGCAUCGAAGUAGGCGUGGUCCCAAAACCAACAAUAACAGACCCGCACGACGCAAUGAUCCAAAUAACUCACUGCACAAUCUCUGGCAUCGAUAUCCACCUCUACGAAGGCGAGCUCAACAACUCAAUGGAAAAAGGCGAUAUCCUAGGCCAAGAAGCAAUCGGCAUAGUCGAAGAAGUCGGACCAAAAGUCAGGACCCUCAAAGCCGGUGACCGGGUCAUCAUCUUACCCGUCAUUGCGUGUGGAAGCUGUGACUAUUGUCAGCGAGAGGAGUACUCGCUGUGCGGGAAAACCAAUCCAUCGAAGGAGAUGGAGGCUGCGUAUGGGCAUCGCAUUUCCGGGAAAUUGGGAUAUAGUCGGCUUUCGGGUGGGUAUCCCGGUGAUCAGGCUGAGUAUUGUCAUGUUCCAAAUGCCGAUUUGACAUGUAUUCGGGCACCGCGUGGUGUUGAUGCGAGGAAGUUGCUUGGGCUGAGUAAUGUCAUUACAACUGCUUGGCAUGCGCUGGAAUUGGCCGAGGUGCAGGAAGGCGAUGUUGUUGGUGUUUGGGGUUGUGGACCUAUUGGACUUGCGGUGCAGCAGUUAGCAAUGAUGCGCGGAGCGAAGAAGGUGUAUGCUAUGGAUCGGGAUUCGCAGCGAUUGCGGCUCGCUGAGGAUUUCGGGAUGACGCCUGUUGAUGUGUCGCUUCAUCAAGAGGUUGGGGAGUACCUUUUGUCUAUUCAGGAAGAGGGACUUGAUCGGGCUAUUGAGGCGAGUGGGUUCCGCAGUGUGCAGAAGCCUCUACAUGCUGUUAUGCGGGCUAUUGGGUUGGAGCGGGAUAGUGGGGAUACAUUGGAGGAUAUCAUCAAGGCUACGCGCAAGGGUGGCAAUGUUGCAUUGGUUGGGGACUUCUUCUUCACGACGCACGACUUCCCUAUUGGGCCGAUGAUGCAGAAGGCAUUGACGGUGCGCGGGGGUCAAGUGUGUCCACAGAAGUAUUAUCCGUUCCUACUGGACCUGGUUGUUCAGGGGAAACUCGACCCUUCAUGGAUGUUCACGUAUGAAGAUGAAUUAGAGAACAUCGCCGAGGAGUACCACAAGUUCGCGCGCCAUGAAGUGCCCGGUGGACUAAAGAUGCACCCCCCACCCAUUGCUCUCGACUGGAACAACAUUGGCUUUAAAGUCCGCGAUGGCAACGGCCAUGUCGAAUGCCACUUCUCCCACAGCGGCAGCGGCAAAUGGACAACCCCGCAAUACGUCAAUUCCCCAACCCUAGGAAUAUCGGGCAUGUCCCCAGCCCUCAACUAUGGCCAACAAGUAUAUGAAGGCCUAAAAGCCUUCCGCCACCCGCACAACAACAAGAUAACAAUCUUCCGCCCAGACCGGAACGCCAAGCGCAUGCAGUUUUCCGCCGAGGUGGUGUCAAUCCCACCAGUUCCAGAAGAGCUCUUCAUAGAAUGCGUCCGGCUGGCCGUCGGCCUAAACGCCGAAUAUGUGCCACCGCACGAAUCCGGUGCGGCGAUGUAUAUCCGCCCCUUACUAUUCGGAUCAUCGGCGCAGCUGGGGCUUAGUCCGCCGGAUGGGUAUACGUUUGCUGUUUUUGCCAUGCCGACUGGAGUGUACCACGGAGCUAGUGCGGUUGAUGCAUUGAUUCUUGAAGAUUUUGAUCGGUGUGCGCCGUUUGGGACUGGUGCUGCGAAGGUGGGGGGGAAUUAUGCGCCUGUGUUGAGACAUAGUGACCGGGCGCGGAAGGAGGGGUAUGGGAUUACGCUUCAUUUGGAUAGUGCGACCCGGAGUGAGGUUGAUGAGUUUUCGACGAGUGCGUUUAUUGGGGUCAAGAGGGAUGCUGAUGGUGGGGUUACUGUUGUUCAGCCGGAUAGUCGGAAUGCGAUUGAUUCCGUGACUGCAGCUUCUGUUUUGGAGAUUGCGCGGAAGUUGGGUUAUCGGGUUGAGAAGCGGAGGGUUUUGUAUGAGGAGUUGGGGGAGUUCGAGGAGGUUAUCGCUGCUGGGACUGCGGCUGCUUUGGUGCCCGUUGGUAGCAUUACUAUGAAGUCUCGUGCGGAUAAAUUUGAGUAUCGCACUGGGGCUGAGAAGGAGGGUGGGGAAGUUUGUGUUCAGUUGCUGAAGAUGCUUCGGGGUAUACAAUCUGGGACUGUCGAGGAUCCUUGGGUUUGGAACUAUGAGGUACUGCCACCACCUAAGGGAUGGGCUGAUGAAAACCACGAAAAGCCAGAGCAGAAUGGUGCCAAUGUUCCCUAGAGAUACGCGUUGGGACUGGUACAGGACUACUAUCCUUGGCCCAGUCCAUCCUACCGUUUGGUUGUUGGAUUUACUGAUUAAGUCUUGCGAUCUACUUGAAAUAAAGGUUCAG